This is a messenger RNA of Betta splendens (Siamese fighting fish), 1385 nucleotides long. RefSeq names its product deoxyribonuclease-1-like. Gene Ontology annotation, molecular function: DNA nuclease activity. Gene Ontology annotation, biological process: DNA catabolic process. NCBI's taxonomy places the organism in Eukaryota, Metazoa, Chordata, Actinopteri, Anabantiformes, Osphronemidae. The transcript is spliced from 9 exons. Gene Ontology annotation, cellular component: nucleus. The coding region runs from base 226 to 1158 and encodes 310 amino acids. The record is from RefSeq and is a predicted model, not a curated record.
GUCUGUACAUGUAGCUGCAGUGUGUUUGUGGUUGUAGAGACACUUCCUGUCUCUCUGGUCUUCAGCUGCUCUGUCUUCUGUCACAUCAACAACUCGCUCACACACUUUACUUUCAUUGACGCCAGCAGGAUAAAGUCAGAAUGAAGAUCGCAUCCUUCAACGCCAAAAAUCUGGGCAUAAAAAAAGUUUCAGACAAGGCGGGUGGUGCGUUGUCUGACUCAGAUCAUGUCCCGCUACAGCAUAGUGGUGAUGCUGGAGGUGGUGGAUAAGAGCGGCAAAGCCAUGGAGAAGCUGCUGAAGGAGCUCAACGCCGCUGGCUGCGGCUCCUACUCCAUGACCGCCAGCUGCCAGCUGGGCCGAGACACCUACAAGGAGAAGUUUGUCUGUUUCUACAGAUCUGACGAGGCGACGCUGACGGACUGUUACCAGUAUGAAGACAACCAGGCUGGAGACGAGGACGCCUUCGCCAGGGAACCCUUCGUGCUGCGCUUCAGCUGUCCAGACACAGCUGUGAAGGACCUGAUCCUGAUCCCAGUCCACACCAAACCAGAGGACUCUCUGAAGGAGCUGGACGAGCUGCACGACGUGGUCCAGGCCGUCAGGAGCAACUGGGGGUCUGAUAACAUCAUGAUUCUGGGCGACUUCAACGCAGAUGGUCGUUAUCUCUCCAAGAGGAAGAAGCAAACGAUGCGCAUCUGCUCUGAGCCGUAUCACUGGCUGAUCACUGACGACGUCGACACCACCAGCAGCAACAACAACGACAACACCUACGACAGGAUCGUGGUUUAUGGGGAGAAGAUGCUGGAAGCGGUCGUCUCUGGAUCAGCCAAGUCCUUCAACUACCAGGAAGAGUUCAACCUGACGGAUGAGGAAGUAAGACACACAACAGCGAGCUCCAAUCACCUGACAGAGCGACGUCUCCUAAAGCUCCGUGUUUGUAAGACCCUCAGUGUCAGCGACCACUACCCUGUGGAGGUGGAGCUGAAGACGGAUCAGAACCAGGAGGAUGCAGCUCCAACGAGACCCACGGCAGCAACCAAGGGGAGGGCUCCAAAGAAAGGUUCAAGUCCUCAGCAUCAGCGUCACAGUCAUUGUUCCACUGUGGCUCAACAUCCAAACAUUAAAGACCACAGAAGAAGACGGAGCCAACGGCAGUGAAGAAGAGAAAUCCAGCACCAAAGAAGAAGAGUGGAGACGCACCUGCUGCUGCCAAAGCGCCCACGAAGAGAAGACGCGUCAUCAAGUGAAGCGGAUGCAGUGAAACUGGUUUUAUACAUUUCAGAAAACUGAAUUAAAAUGUGAAGUGUUUAAUGUGAAGGAUUACGACCAGUGGACACCUGCUGCUGCUGCUGCUGUUGAAAAUAUUAAAUUGAAAUUAAAGUUUG